This is a messenger RNA of Pyrus x bretschneideri (Chinese white pear), 5191 nucleotides long. RefSeq names its product RNA helicase aquarius. The record is from RefSeq and is a predicted model, not a curated record. Lineage: Eukaryota; Viridiplantae; Streptophyta; Magnoliopsida; Rosales; Rosaceae. The coding region runs from base 151 to 4722 and encodes 1523 amino acids. Gene Ontology annotation, cellular component: catalytic step 2 spliceosome. Gene Ontology annotation, biological process: mRNA splicing, via spliceosome. The transcript is spliced from 14 exons. Gene Ontology annotation, molecular function: mRNA binding; helicase activity.
GUAACACUCAUUGAGAAGUUAGCACUCCCCAACACAAACAGAGCCAAGAUUCAAAAACCCGAAUAUCUAAGCCCUAAUUUUCCCAAAAACCUCAGCUCUUUUAAAACCCCAAAAACCUAACUUGGGUUUUAGAUCAGCGAGCGAGUGGCAAUGACGAAGGUGUAUGGAACAGGGCCGUACGAUUUCAAGCGCCACCAUGUCGCCGAGUACCCGCUCGAGUACCCGGUCGAGGCCAAGCCCGGUUCGGCGCUUCCUAGCUCGAUAACGCUGUCGGAGAUUCAGCGGGACCGGCUCACGAUGAUUGCCGCCGAUAAUUGGUCCAAAACCCUAGACGCGUCGAAGCCCAAGAAGCCCUUCGAACCGGAGCUAGUGAAGGUGAUUUAUCGGACGGAGUUGUCAGUUGAAGAGGGUCAGAGAAGGGCCGUCCCGUCACAGAGGGUGAUGAUUCUGGAGGUCAGUCAGUACUUGGAGAACUAUCUGUGGCCAAAUUUUGACCCCGAAACCGCGACCUUCGAGCACGUUAUGUCCAUGAUUCUCAUUGUCAAUGAGAAGUUUCGAGAGAAUGUCGCAGCUUGGGCGUGCUUUUAUGACCGGAAAGAUGUGUUCAAAGGAUUCCUUGAGAGGGUUCUUCGGCUUAAAUCGGGAAGAGAGUUAAGCAUAGCUGAGAAGACAAAUUAUUUAGUGUUCAUGAUUAAUGCCUUUCAGAGUUUGGAAGAUGAGAUCGUGAGCGAUACUGUCCUUAGGUUAGCAAGUUUGCAAUCUUGGCACAGUCUGUCGUACGGUCGUUUUCAGAUGGAACUUUGUUUUAAUCCUGAUUUGAUCAGGAAAUGGAAAAGGAUGAUCAAGAGGGAGGCCAAAGAGGCUGCAAAACGCGGAGAUGCAUUUGACCCUUCAACUACACUUGAAGUUCAGUUCUUGAGAAACCUCAUUGAAGAGUUCCUUGAGAUACUUGAUUCCAAGGUUUUAGCCCCGGAUCCUAGUAUGAAUGAAGAUUAUCACCUUGCUGAUGCUAUGCGUGUCGAUGAUGCUUGUGUUUUGUACUGUGAGAGGUUUAUGGAAUUUCUUAUUGACCUCUUAAGCCAACUACCAACAAGGAGGUACUUGAGGCCGCUUGUUUCUGAUGUGGCUGUAGUUGCCAAAUGCCACUUGAGUGCUCUGUAUAGACACGAGAAGGGGAAACUCUUUGCACAGUUGGUCGACUUGCUGCAGUUUUAUGAAGGAUUUGAGAUUAAUGAUCAUGUUGGGACACAACUGACAGAUGAUGAGGUGCUUCAAUCUCAUUACGAACGCGUGCAAUCUUUCCAGCUACUUGCAUUUAAAAAGGUUCCUAAGUUGCAAGAGCUUGCAUUGGCUAACAUUGGUUCGAUUGACAAGCGCAAUGAUCUCUCAAAGAAAUUGUCUGUUCUUUCUCCUGGUGAAUUGAAGAAUUUGGUUUGUUCAAAGCUGAAGCUGGUUUCAAGGGAUGAUCCAUGGUCUGAAAGGGUUGAUUUCCUUAUUGAAGUCAUGGUUUCCUUUUUCGAAAAGCAACAGUCUCAAAAGGAAAAAAUAAAUGCCCUUCCACUGUACCCAAAUGAGCUCAUCAUGUGGGAUGAAAGCCUUGUGCCAAGCAUCAAUUACUCUGGAGAAGGUUGUCUGGCCCUUCCAAAACUGAACUUACAAUUUUUAACAUUACAUGAUUAUCUCCUCAGAAAUUUCAAUCUCUUUCGUCUCGAAUCAACAUAUGAGAUUCGUGAGGAUAUUCAGGAAGUUGUUCCGCAUCUUCAUGCGUACAUUAAUAAUGAAGGAGAAACUGCUUUUCGUGGUUGGUCAAGGAUGGCAGUGCCGAUCAAAGAUUUUAAGAUCAGUGAGGUAAAACAGCCAAAUAUUGGAGAAGUCAAGCCAGCUGCUGUGACAGCAGAAAUUACUUUUAGCAUUUCUAGUUAUAGAGGACAGAUGAGAUCAGAAUGGAAUGCUCUUAAAGAGCAUGAUGUCCUUUUUUUACUUUCUAUUCGUCCUUCCUUUGAGCCUCUAAGUGCAGAAGAGGAUGGCAAGGCGAGCGUGCCCCAGAGGCUUGGUCUUCAGUAUGUACGGGGUUGUGAAGUCAUCGAGAUUCGUGAUGAAGAGGGAAUUCUAAUGAACGAUUUUACUGGAAGGAUUAAACGGGAUGAAUGGAAGCCUCCAAAAGGAGAACUGAGAACUGUGACCGUUGCUUUAGAUACAGCACAAUACCACAUGGAUGUCAGCAACAUUGCUGCAAAAGGCGCAGAAGAUGUUUAUGGGACAUUCAAUAUAUUGAUGAGGAGAAAGCCCAAGGAAAAUAACUUUAAAGCAAUUUUGGAAUCCAUUAGAGAUCUCAUGAAUGAAUAUUGUAUUGUUCCGGACUGGUUGCACAACAUUUUUCUGGGGUAUGGUAAUCCUUCUGCUGCACAAUGGACUAAUAUGCCAGAUCUUUUGGAAACUGUGGAUUUUAAAGAUACUUUCCUUGAUGCAGACCAUUUGAAAGAAUGUUUUCCAGAUGAUCAGGUUUGUUUUAUUAGUCCAGAUGGCACAGAAAACUUGAAUCCAAGGCCUCCUUUUCGAAUAACACUUCCCAAGACGAUGAGAAGCAACACCAAUGCUCUUCCAGGGAAUAAGAAAUCUACUAAUGAUGUCCCCAUGGAUAAUUCCGAUAGUGAGAAAGAAAAAAUUGUUGUUGAAGCAUACACACCUCCUGACCCAGGUCCGUAUCCCCAAGAUCAGCCAAGGAAGAACUCUGUUAAAUUUACACCCACUCAGGUUGGAGCAAUCAUCUCAGGUAUUCAGCCAGGACUAACAAUGGUCGUGGGUCCACCUGGUACAGGAAAAACUGAUACCGCUGUCCAAAUUCUGAACGUUCUUUAUCAUAAUUGUCCGUCUCAGAGAACAUUGAUAAUUACUCAUUCAAACCAGGCUCUAAAUGACCUUUUUGAGAAGAUUAUGCAGAGGGAUGUGCCUGCACGCUAUCUUCUUCGACUUGGGCAAGGAGAGCAAGAGCUAGCAACUGAUCUGGACUUCAGCCGACAAGGUCGUGUCAAUGCCAUGCUUGUGCGGCGCUUGGAGUUGCUAAGUGAAGUAGAAAGGCUGGCUAGAUCACUCCAGUUGCCUGAGGAUGUAGGUUAUACAUGUGAAACUGCUGGGUACUUUUGGUUGCUUCAUGUUUACUCGCAUUGGGAGCAAUUCCUUGCUGCUUGUAAGGAGAAUAAAGAUAAAACAUCAUUCGUUAAAGAUCGUUUUCCCUUCAAGGAUUUCUUCUCCAACACACUGAAACCAGUCUUUACUGGUGAGUCAUUUGAGAAAGAUAUGUGGGCAGCCAAGGGUUGCUUUCGUCAUCUGAAGACCAUGUUUCAAGAGCUUGAAGAGUGUAGGGCAUUUGAGUUACUGAAGUCUACUGCUGAUCGAGCAAAUUACCUGAUGACCAAGCAGGCAAAGAUAGUUGCCAUGACAUGCACUCAUGCAGCUCUAAAGAGAAAGGAUUUCCUUGAGUUAGGUUUCAAGUAUGACAACUUGCUCAUGGAAGAAAGUGCUCAAAUUUUGGAGAUUGAAACUUUCAUACCAAUGUUGCUCCAGAGGCAGGAAGAUGGUUAUGCUCGGCUUAAACGCUGUAUCCUGAUUGGUGAUCAUCACCAGUUGCCUCCUGUUGUUAAGAAUAUAGCAUUCCAAAAAUACAGCCACAUGGAUCAGAGUCUCUUUACUAGGUUUGUACGUUUGGGCAUUCCUUAUAUUGAACUUAAUGCCCAGGGUAGAGCCAGGCCAAGUAUAGCCAAACUGUACAACUGGAGAUACAGAGAUCUGGGUGACCUUCCAUAUGUAAAGGAGGGUGCCAUAUUUCAUAGAGCAAAUUCUGGAUUUUCCUAUGAAUACCAGUUGGUGGAUGUGCCGGAUUACAAUGGCAGAGGUGAGUCUACACCUUCACCUUAUUUCUUCCAAAAUGUGGGGGAAGCAGAAUACAUUGUCAGUGUCUACAUUUAUAUGCGUCUACUUGGGUACCCUGCAAGCAAAAUCUCCAUAUUGACCACUUACAAUGGCCAGAAGCUUUUAAUCCGCGAUGUUAUCAACAGACGUUGUGCUCCUUAUGACUUCAUAGGCCCUCCCAGCAAGGUUACAACAGUUGAUAAAUUUCAAGGUCAGCAAAAUGACUUUAUACUGCUCUCUCUUGUGCGUACUCGCAUUGUGGGUCACCUUCGUGAUGUUAGGAGAUUGAUUGUUGCAAUGUCUCGUGCCCGACUGGGUCUUUAUGUGUUUUGCCGUCGUUCUUUGUUUGAACAAUGCUACGAACUUCAGCCUACAUUUCAACGUCUACUUCAGAGACCUGAUCACCUUGCCCUUAAUUUGAAUGAGAUUACAUCAAACACUGAGCGUCACGUUGAAGAAACUGGUCCUAUUCAUCUUGUCAGCAGUGUUGAUGAGAUGAUUGGUAUCUACCAGCAGCUUUAUGAGGUAAAGUUUCAUCAGUACAUGCCUUAUUCAGGUCAAGUAGGUGAACUCCUUCCGAUUGAUACAGAUGCGCACCAUCCCAUGGAUACAGAUAUGCCUGAAACUUCCGAAGAGGCACCAGAGGAUAAUGCCCAGCAUGGAAGCAAUAUGGAAGAAGACACUAAAGGCGAUGUCGUUGCCAAUGGGCAGAACACAGAAUCAUCAUUCGAGAACCAUUCAAAUGGGGAGACAGAUGCUAAAGCUAGCGUGCCACCCGAAAGCAAUUCUGAUGAAACAGAAUUGGAAGGGUAGUGCUCGACAGUGGUCCCAUUUGGAUUUUAUUUUGUGUAAUCUUCAAAUCUGCUAAUCUACUCGAGUCAAGUGCAGUCCUUUCGUUGUAUGGAUGCCACUCAUGAACGCCCCAAUACACCUCAGAUUAUGCUGCUCUGGUAGCUAGUGAGCCUGCAAGUGAUGACUAGCUUGUGAGCCAGUAGUAGUAAAGAAGCCUAGUCUCUCUAAACGUUAACGGCCACACUUGUGCCGUGUGGGGAUGUUUGUUGGCGCUUGUCGGACGAAGAAGUGGAUUCUGAGGUUUGGAAAUUAAUUUGAGAGUUUUUCUGUAGAGUCCCAAAUGUAUGCAGAAACCAUAGGAACUCUACAUGUUUUUGGCUGACUGUUUCUAAAGUAGGUGAAAUCCUUCUGUAGCAUUGACACAACUGUAUCUUCGACGAUCUUUACGAUAUAUUAGCUUGCAAAUGAAUUAAGAUGUAAUGUUGUGGGA